AUGGGAGUCACACGCCUCUGGUUCUUCACCCUCCAGCCCACCGUCUCAGCAACAGACCCAGCCUUCACAAGCCUCUGGACCGAAGUGCUCGAGCUCUGCGCAACCUACACCCCCUCCACACCCAGCCCGUCCGCCUCGCAGUUUCGAAUGUCACUCUUCAACAAGCCCGCGCCCCCAAAGAGGUCACACCAUUUCCUAUUUCAGGCGGUUGGGGGGAAGGAAAUUGAUGGUCAUGGUGAUGAUCAUAGCGAUGAAGGAAACGAGCCCGUCUUUGUUCUCAUCUCCACAUACCCCUCCCUCGCCCUCUGCAGCCAGGCCAACGCAGUCUACGCCCGGCGCUACCAGUCGCAGAUGUCGCAGUACGUACGCCACCGCGCGGUGAGGCAGAUGGACCUCGAGGAUGCCGAAGUCAUGGCCGCGCUGCUAGCGUCUUCGCCCAAGGGAACAACCCACUCCCUGCCCAACAACGAGGGGAAUGGCGACGUCAUCGACGACGACGACGACACCGACGACGAAAAGCGAGCCCCGUCGACCAUCACACUCACAAUCUCAAGCCGGGACCCGCUGGUCACCGAGGUCAAGGAAUCACUAUCCAGCCCCGACAGAAGGGCACGCGUGCCCCCGCCGACCGAGGAAAUCAGCGGUGCAGAUACCUACCACGCACCAGCUGCUCCGCCGCCGCCAGUAGUGGACGGCGAGGCUGGUGGGACGGAUGCCUUCGAGGCGCGAAAGCGAGAGGGGAGGAAGUGGAUCCGGUUAUCGCGGAGGGCAGGAGCUGGGAGCGAGUAUGGGGACGUCGAAAUGUUUAAGCUGAGAGAAUUAUUAUCGCGGUGAUUGGGCGGACAGGAAUCGGCAACAUGUCUGUCGCGAGAGAGAUUUGAGAGAGAGAGAGAGGAGGGACUGACGUCGUCUCAACAGCUGAAUGAAAAUGCCAGUUUUUUUCUUAUCACUAUAGCAAUGAGAAAUAGUAGUAUCC
Messenger RNA from Cryphonectria parasitica EP155, 976 nucleotides. RefSeq lists its product as uncharacterized. The transcript has a single exon. Lineage: Eukaryota; Fungi; Ascomycota; Sordariomycetes; Diaporthales; Cryphonectriaceae. The record is from RefSeq and is a predicted model, not a curated record. The coding region runs from base 1 to 834 and encodes 277 amino acids.